AUGCUUGAUAUCAUUCCUGCAAGAGCCAGAACACUGAACUUAGCACUGAUUGCUUCUUUUCCAGGUCGUGCACUGCUGGUCCUCCUCUUGUCUGCAACAGUCUCUCUCCUGGGCGGGUUGAUAUUUGGAUAUGAGUUUGGGAUCAUCUCUGGUGCACUGCUGCAGCUGCAAAUAGACUUUCACCUCAGCUGCUUCAAGCAGGAAGUUCUUGUGAGCUCCCUACUCAUUGGAGCUCUACUUGCCUCUCUGGUUGGGGGGAUCCUCAUUGACCGCCACGGCAGGAGGAGAGCAAUCCUGGUCAGCAAUGUGGUACUGUUGUUUGGCAGCCUUAUUCUGACAUUGGCAAGGACUUUUAUUGGGCUGGUCAUUGGGCGCAUGACCGUCGGCUUUGCAAUCUCUAUCUCAUCCAUGGCCUGCUGCAUCUACGUCUCAGAAAUGGUGGCUGCUCAUCAACGAGGACUGCUGGUGUCUCUCUAUGAAGCAGGCAUCACUGUAGGCAUCUUACUCUCAUAUGCUCUGAAUUACAUCUUUGCAGAUGUGGUUGAGGGAUGGAGGUACAUGUUUGGACUCGCCAUUGCCCCAACUGCCAUGCAGUUCCUGAGCAUCCUUUUUCUCCCAGUGAACCCCGUUAAGUUAAAUUCUUGGGACUCAGACUCCCAGAAGGGUCUCAUUCAACUGCAGACCACGGAAGACAGAGAGGCAGCAAAGCGGGAGCCAUAUAAGGAGAAGCAUUACUCUUUUCUUGACCUUUUCAGGACCAGAGACAACAUGAGAAGCCGGACUCUGGUAGGCCUGGGCCUGGUGCUCUUCCAGCAAUUCACUGGGCAGCCAAAUGUCCUGGGCUACGCUUCCAAAAUCUUCCACUCGGUGGGAUUCCAGAGCAACUCUUCUGCAAUCCUGGCCUCCGUGGGCCUGGGGGCGAUCAAGGUGGUUGCCACACUCGUUGCAAUGGCGUUUGCAGACAAGGCUGGGAGGAGAGCGUUGCUCAUUGCUGGCUGUGUUGUGAUGGCCAUUUCGGUCACCACCAUUGGCCUCACGAGCCGCUCUGCUCCUCUGGCCGUGGCCAGGGACUGUGAGGCAGCCACAGACCCCAAUGCCUCCCACAGCUACACACAACAUCUCCUGGCACCAGUGUCCUCCCAGAUCCCUGUGUCACCCUUCGCACUCGCAUCAGGGGCUGGCAGAAGCCAGGCAGGCCCUGGUUUUGCUGCUGCAAGGGCUGCCCAAAGCAGAGGUGUUGUUACGGACUCUUCCCACCUUCAUAAAGUGGACUUGGUAGGUCAGUCUGAAAAAGAGAUGGUGGAAGGCACAAGGUCUCCCGACAGCGGAGUCCCCUCUACAGAACAUAUGGUUUUAAAUUGGAUUACGCUGUUGAGCAUGAUGGCUUUUGUGAGCGCCUUCUCCAUUGGAUUUGGACCAAUGACCUGGCUGGUCCUCAGUGAAAUCUACCCUGCUGGAAUAAGAGGAAGAGCCUUUGCCUUCUGUAACAGCUUUAACUGGGCUGCUAAUUUACUGAUCAGCCUGUCGUUCUUGGAUCUUAUUGGUGCUAAGAUUUGUGAAUGUUCUACCACCAACAGGACUGGGUGCUGGGUGAAGCCAAAAUUUAUUGCUCUGUAA
Tinamus guttatus (white-throated tinamou) is the source of this 1617-nucleotide messenger RNA. NCBI's taxonomy places the organism in Eukaryota, Metazoa, Chordata, Aves, Tinamiformes, Tinamidae. The record is from RefSeq and is a predicted model, not a curated record.